Molecule: messenger RNA, 414 nt
Organism: Kickxella alabastrina
Lineage: Eukaryota; Fungi; Kickxellomycota; Kickxellomycetes; Kickxellales; Kickxellaceae
Exons: 2
Coding region: 1-414 (137 amino acids)
Biological process (GO): deadenylation-dependent decapping of nuclear-transcribed mRNA
Cellular component (GO): P-body; Lsm1-7-Pat1 complex
Molecular function (GO): RNA cap binding
Source: RefSeq, a predicted model, not a curated record
AUGUCAUUUACCCCGCAGUUCUUCACCACGGCAGAGAGCCUGGUGGACUCGCUGGACAAAAAGCUUCUGGUGGUUCUGCGUGACGGCCGCAAAAUCAUCGGCAUUUUGCGCUCAUACGACCAGUUUGCCAACCUCGUGUUGCAAGACAGCCUCGAGCGCAUUUACGUUGGUGACGCCUACGGAGACAUCGAGCGGGGCGUCUUUAUAAUCCGCGGCGAGAACGUCGUGUUGCUGGGCGAGAUCGACGGCGACAUUGAGGAUGCUCUCCCGCUGCGCCAGCUGCCGAUAGAGAACAUUUUGCAGAUGCAGCGCGAGGAGGCUGAGGAGAAGGCUCGCAAGGACAAGCUGCGGUACCACCUGCUGCAUAAGCAGGGCUUCAGCGUAGAUUUUGCCGAAAUGACUUACUUGCAAUAA